Ylistrum balloti is the source of this 369-nucleotide messenger RNA. RefSeq lists its product as uncharacterized. Bases 1 to 369 code for a protein of 122 amino acids. NCBI's taxonomy places the organism in Eukaryota, Metazoa, Mollusca, Bivalvia, Pectinida, Pectinidae. The transcript is spliced from 3 exons. The record is from RefSeq and is a predicted model, not a curated record.
AUGGACCGAGUGAUGUCAGUGAAAAUAACAGACAUAUUAACUAUAUCUUUGUUCCUUCUGCUUACUCUCAGAGUUACACUAGCCUAUCCUUUUGGACUUCAAAAUUUCGUGGUACCGAAGGAGCCAGCAGCUGUAGACCAGAGCGAGUAUUGGAAUGAGCUACUAGACGACGGGGGAACAAAUGUCCCCAAGAAACGAGGAUGUGUUGGAUUUCCUUGUGUAUACACCCACAUGGCGGAAAGGGCAGGACGAGCUUCUAUAGAGCGAUAUAUAGCCAAACUUAUUGAAGACUGCAUGAACGAUGACCAUUGCAAUCCAGGAAAAAGAAAGAGGAGAUCGUUAGUAAAACUUCUAAAACAACGGAGAUGA